GAGACUGACAUCUUCCGAUAACAGACCUCGAGAAGACAGCUGGUUAAAAUCCUUGUUUGUCAGGAAAGUUGAUCCCAGAAAAGAUGCUCACUCCAAUCUCCUGGCCAAGAAGGAAACUAGCAGUCUGUACAAGUUGCAGUUUCACAAUGUUAAACCGGAAUGCCUGGAAGAGUACAACAAAAUCUGUCAGGAGGUGUUGCCCAAGAUCCACGAGGAUAAGCACUACCCCUGUGCCUUGGUGGGGACUUGGAACACGUGGUACGGCGAGCAGGAUCAAGCUGUGCACCUCUGGAGGUACGAGGGAGGCUAUCCAGCCCUCAUGGAGGUCAUGAAUAAACUCAGAAGAAAUCAGGAAUUUGCAGAUUUCCGUAAGGCAAGAAGCAACAUGCUCCUCUCCAGGAAGAAUCAGCUGCUGCUCGAGUUCAGUUUCUGGAAUGAGCCUGUCCCCCGCUCAGGACCUAAUAUCUAUGAACUCAGGACUUACCAGCUCCGACCAGGAACCAUGAUUGAAUGGGGCAAUUAUUGGGCCCGUGCAAUUCGUUUUCGACAAGACAAUAAUGAAGCAGUGGGAGGAUUCUUCUCUCAGAUCGGGCAGCUGUAUAUGGUGCAUCAUCUGUGGGCUUACAAGGAUCUGCAGAGCCGGGAAGACACGCGGAACGCAGCCUGGCACAAGCAUGGCUGGGAGGAGCUGGUGUAUUACACAGUCCCGCUCAUUCAGGAGAUGGAGUCCAGGAUCAUGAUCCCGCUGAAGACCUCGCCCCUGCAGUAAAGCUGGAGCGUGUGUGUGCCCUCGUACGCGCAUGUGGCAGGUACUUGUCCUAAAUUAACUAUCAAGUGAGAAAAGAAACGCUGAUUAUAAAUGGCUGUACAGAGCUUACAGGAGACCUCUUUUCUCGAAAGUUGGCCUAGUCCCGAGAAAGGAAGCUGUGUGACAGUGCCGGAGCAGAGCUCCAGAGGCCUCUGAGACGCAGAAGACAGCUUUCCCGCCCUGCCCUCCAGGAAGAGAGGGCCCAGAUUCACACUGGAAUCAUUUCAGAAUAAGAUUCCAACCAGGAAACAAAAAAUCAGCCACUUCUUUCUAAAAAGCAAAUGCAUUUUAUAAUCACAGAUUUUGACAAAUUUUAUUUUUAUUUUUAUUUUUUGGGUUUUUUCCGGUACCGGGAAUCAAACUCACAACCUCGCACUUGCCAGGCAGGUGCUGUGCCGCUGAGCUAAAUCCCCAGCCCCUUGACAAAUUUCUUGCAUCCAGAAGAAAUGCCCAUUUUAUCCUGUCCCUCAAGCAGUUUUUCUGAGUCUCAAGCUACGAACUGGUGUGAGUGUACCCAGUGCCCGAAGAGAUUCGAACUCCCGCUCCUUCCUGACCAGUCAGAGGGAGCAACCGGGGUGGACGAGUGCACCUCCCAGGGACCCCGUCUGCGCGGAGGACGUCGUGUCGUCCCUGGGGGUGGGGAGGAGGCCUCAACCCAUGUAUCAUACGUGAUUUUUGAAAUGAACACCUUGAAUAGCACUAAUUUUUAUUUGUAAUAUUUUUCUAUAAAGCAAGCAGUACUCGGAAAAGAGGUUUUAUUUUAUAAAGAAUCAUUUGUGACCUCAGACAUUCUCCGGUUACUGUUUUAGUAAGCUCGUAGCAUAGACGUCCGAGAUCACGUGUGAAGGGCAGUGCAUGCUGCGGCCCCGCUCCGCGUACAGCUGCGUACAGUGCUGUGUCUCGCCCGCUCUGUGAUUUCCUUUUCAAUGUCGUGUGCCAAUCUCCUGACUGUAAUCAUGUGACUGUCCCGGUGAACUGAAAAACGACGUCUGCCCCCACAAAUUGAGGAAUUGAUGUGUAAAAUAAAGUGUGCGGAAAUCUCUUAUCAGAUGUUAAACUUUUACAUGUGAAUGCUUUUCUCCGAGAAAAUACCAAAGUCAAUAAAAUCCUCUUAAUUUUCACAUA
Chinchilla lanigera (long-tailed chinchilla) is the source of this 1933-nucleotide messenger RNA. It is a transcript of the gene Nipsnap2, whose product is annotated as glioblastoma amplified sequence. NCBI's taxonomy places the organism in Eukaryota, Metazoa, Chordata, Mammalia, Rodentia, Chinchillidae. The record is from RefSeq and is a predicted model, not a curated record. Gene Ontology annotation, cellular component: mitochondrion.